Messenger RNA from Micromonas commoda, 552 nucleotides. RefSeq lists its product with no specific name. The annotation marks the transcript as partial. The record is from RefSeq and is a predicted model, not a curated record. The transcript has 2 exons. Gene Ontology annotation, molecular function: protein binding. Lineage: Eukaryota; Viridiplantae; Chlorophyta; Mamiellophyceae; Mamiellales; Mamiellaceae.
CUCGACGCGCGGCGCAACAAACUUGGGGGCGCGCUGGCGGAAUCGGUGGGGCGGAUGCGCAUGCUCACGUCGCUGCGGCUCGACUCCAACGACCUAUCCUCGCUCCCGGAGGGGCUGGGUAACCUGACGUCGCUCGUGUCUCUGAGCGCGUCUCGCAACGCGCUCGUUCGCCUGCCAGACUCCAUAGGCGACUGCAAGUCCCUUCGCCACCUGGACGUGUGCCGGAACAAGCUCAUGCGGCUGCCAGAGUCUCUCUUUGCCGGGUGCGCCGAGCUCGAGGAGCUGUGGGCGCGGGAUAACCAGCUGGUGUUCAUGCCCGGACGACCGGGGAUCCCGAAGACGAUUCGACUGGCGAAGAGGCUUCGAAAGCUCGACGUCGGCGGGAACAGGCUCGAGUCGAUAGGCUUCGAUGAGGACGGAAUCCCGGCCAUGCGAUCGCUCGAGAUUCUCAGCGCGAAGGAUAACGCGCUGCAACGCGUGGGACGCGCUCUCGGCCGAAGCCCCACGCUGCGUGAGACGCUCAAGGAGUUGGACCUCACCGGUAACAGACUC